Molecule: messenger RNA, 1104 nt
Organism: Pieris brassicae (large cabbage white)
Lineage: Eukaryota; Metazoa; Arthropoda; Insecta; Lepidoptera; Pieridae
Exons: 3
Coding region: 94-1104 (336 amino acids)
Source: RefSeq, a predicted model, not a curated record
GAUGAUAAAGGUCCAUUCAUUGUCCAAGUUUCCCGGGAAGUAGAGGACCCAUCUUCUGGAGCCUCGUUACGUGCUAUUACAUUCGGUCAGUUUAUGCAUAAGCACAAAAUUAGUUCUACCAUACACGGUGGUGUAAAAAAUGUAGGCCGUAAUAAAAUUACCGUUGAGUUCUCUUCUGCUGAAGCUGCCAACAACUUUCUGGUUAACCCGAUUCUCGCUAUGUGCAAGUUUAAAACUAUUAUCCCUUCUUAUAACAUAACCAGAAUGGGGUUGGUCAAAGGUGUACCGGUAGACUGGUUAAUGGACGAACUCGUUGAUUCAUUAGAGCUUCCUCCUGGAUGUGGUGAGCUAUUAAAGUCAAGGCGACUGAACCGAAAAUCAGUUACUGAGGGUGUCACCACCUGGGUGCCUACCCAAUCUGUUGUCCUUACCUUCAGGGGACAAAUGCUCCCUUCUAAGAUUUACUCUUACCACACUUCCCUCCCUGUCGAAACCUACAAACUUCCAACCAUACAAUGCCUGAACUGCUGCCGUUUUGGUCAUAUCAAAUCGGUCUGCCGAUCUAAGCCCAGAUGUUACAGGUGUGCUCAGCCCCAUACAGGUGAUACGUGCGAAGUCACCUUAGAAACAUCCACAUGUCUACAUUGCUCAGGUAUCCCAGGAAACGAGACUGCUGAUUCAUGUGCCAAAGCAGCUGUUGAGUCAGGUUCUCUAGAUCAUUUUAAAAAUUCAGCUCAGGAUCUUUGUUCUCUUGCAAAGAUAUAUCUGGACAGAACCUGGAAGACAUUUUGGAAUGACUCCAAAUCGGUUAAGGGUAAGUUUUAUGCUUCCAUCCAACCAAACAUACCAAGACAACACUGGUUUUGUUAUUAUCGAAAUGCAAAUCGCUGGAUUACAUCCACAAUCUCGCGUCUGCGUCUUGGACAUGCUUGCACCCCUGUUCAUCUAGCCAAGCUCCGGAUAAGGGAUCACUCUAUCUGUGAGUGUGGCUUGGAUGAAGGCACUGUAUCUCACAUACUAUUUAAUUGUCCCAAACUAACUUAUCCUCUUUAUGACAUUCUUCCCCCUAAAGUGCCACGUCCUUUAAGUGUUAAAUCAAAAUAG